This is a messenger RNA of Aplysia californica (California sea hare), 1722 nucleotides long. RefSeq names its product cyclin-dependent kinase 7. Gene Ontology annotation, cellular component: nucleus; transcription factor TFIIH holo complex; transcription factor TFIIK complex. Gene Ontology annotation, molecular function: ATP binding; RNA polymerase II CTD heptapeptide repeat kinase activity; cyclin-dependent protein serine/threonine kinase activity. Lineage: Eukaryota; Metazoa; Mollusca; Gastropoda; Aplysiida; Aplysiidae. The coding region runs from base 20 to 1045 and encodes 341 amino acids. Gene Ontology annotation, biological process: protein phosphorylation; positive regulation of transcription by RNA polymerase II. The transcript has 11 exons. The record is from RefSeq and is a predicted model, not a curated record.
UGGUAAUCGCGGAGUCAAGAUGGCGGACGAAGGGACGUCUCGCUACGAAAAAAUUGACUUCUUAGGAGAAGGACAGUUUGCCACUGUGUACAAGGCUCGGGAUAAAGUGACUGACAAGAUUGUUGCCGUGAAAAAGAUUAAACUAGGCUCUCGUACAGAGGCAGCUGAUGGCAUUAACCGCACAGCACUCAGGGAGAUAAAGCUGUUACAGGAGUUGUCUCACGACAACAUAAUAGGGCUUGUUGAUGUCUUUGGUCACAAAUCCAAUGUUAGUCUGGUGUUUGACUUCAUGGAAACUGACCUUGAGGUUGUGAUCAGGGAUAACAACAUAGUCAUGACAGCCCCUCACAUCAAGUCAUACACUCUGCAAACUUUACUGGGCCUAGAAUACCUUCAUACAAACUGGAUUCUCCACAGGGAUAUGAAACCAAAUAACUUACUGAUCAAUGAGCAAGGCACACUGAAAAUUGGAGAUUUUGGUCUUGCGAAAUUUUAUGGCUCGCCCAGCCGACCAUACUCUCAUCAAGUUGUGACACGGUGGUAUCGCUGCCCUGAGUUGUUAUUUGGUGCCAGGUCUUACGGUGAUGGUGUUGACAUGUGGGCGUUAGGGUGCAUUGUUGCAGAGUUAUUAAUACGGGCCCCGUUCCUUCAAGGAGAUACAGACCUUGAUCAGCUCAGUAAAACCUUUCAAGUGUUAGGAACACCAAGUGAGGCAGACUGGCCUGACAUGAAAUACUUGCCAGAUUAUGUUGUGUUCAAAGAGCAUCCCAAACACCCAAUGAAAGAGAUUUUCACUGCUGCUUCAGAUGACCUGUUGGAACUGCUAGAUUCUCUGCUGGCUUUGAAUCCUUCCAAACGUUGUUCAGCAUCUCAGGCCCUUCAAAUGUCGUACUUUAGCAGUAAACCUGCCCCCACCCCCAGUGGACAUCUUCCUUUCCCAAUGUCCAACAAGAUUGUGGACAAAGAGAAGGAGGCAAAAAGACAGACUUUAAAGAGGAAACAGAAUGGAGACUCAGGUGGCCUUAAAAAGCGACUGGUUUUCUAACAAGUGACCAAGAGAUGGGUGGCUGACUGUUUAUGUACAAGAAUGCUUAUCGAAUUGGACUGCCCAUUUUAUAUCUGGAGUUCUGGAAACCUCAGAUGUUGGGAGAACUUUGCUUUCAUGUAUGAAAUGUGUCGUGCCUUUCAGACUUUGCCAAAGCAUGUCUUUUCAGGUGUACAUGUAAUGAAGGAAAUUUUACUAGCUCAAAAUGGCGACCUUUAUUGAGGAGCAAAAGAGGUCACAAUUGACAAUAGUUUAAGAAAGCUGAAUUCUUUUAGUGGGUUUGAGAUUGGGGUUCAGGGUUGGGUAUGGAUUGGGCUGAGCAGCAAGAAGGGAGAGAGGGGAUCAUGGUGUUCGGGUUAGUAGUGUUGUUUGGUGGGAUACAUGUUUGGGGGCAAGGGAAACUUGGAGGGAAGAGAAAGAUGGAAGGAGGGUCUUGUAUGAGUUGGAGAGGGGGUGGUAGAGGAGAGGGCUUCUAUGGCUAAGAGAUGAGUAAAAGAGUGGGGACUGAAGGAAGGAAAAGGUUUUGUUGUGCAAAAGGGAGAGAAGAAGAUGAGAAUGGCUCUCUCAAGUUGUUUGGUACAAAUAUGCCUACAGACUUGUGAGUAACUGUUUUGUACAACUGCAAAAAAAAAAAAGUACUAAAAGGAGCUCAUGAAUGAAAGUUGUGAUUGGAAAAA